Messenger RNA from Daphnia pulicaria, 424 nucleotides. RefSeq names its product ATP synthase subunit e, mitochondrial-like. Lineage: Eukaryota; Metazoa; Arthropoda; Branchiopoda; Diplostraca; Daphniidae. Bases 71 to 325 code for a protein of 84 amino acids. The record is from RefSeq and is a predicted model, not a curated record. The transcript has 2 exons. Gene Ontology annotation, biological process: proton motive force-driven ATP synthesis. Gene Ontology annotation, molecular function: proton transmembrane transporter activity.
ACAAAUGUGACAACGUUCAGCUCAGUUGGCCGGUAGAAAAGGAAGCUUUACUUGGCAAAAUACGAUAAAUAUGGCCGCUCUUGCUCCAGUCCAAGUCUCUCCCCUGAUCAAGUUUGGUCGCUGGUCAGCCCUGUUGCUGGGUAUCAUGUGGGGAUCUCAUCGUUACAAUACUCUGAAGGCUUCUGAAACUGCUUGGAGAGUAGAAGAAGCUGAACGAAAGAUUGUCAAGGAUGCCCACAAGGCUACAGAGAAGACAAGAUUGAACCGUGAAGAACUCUUGUAUUUAGCUGAUCAGGCUGGUGUCAAAGUACCUCCAAAUUUCUAAAGCCCCAAAAUUGUCCAAUAAUGUACACAUGUUAGUCUGCUGAUGAAAUUCCUUGGCAGUGUAAAAGUUUCAAGAAUCAAUAUAGGAGCCACAUCUUAA